GCUAUCAGUUUCAUUCUAACAACCCAAGUCUAACCUAGCUAAAGCACAAAAAACAAUACAAGUGUAAAUCAGUGCUAUCCUAUUCCAUCGAUCACAUCCAGUGGUUCGCAACAUACAGUCAGUCUACUAAAGUUUUUGGCGGUUCGUUUUAAGUGGUUCACAAAGUGUUUUAUUUAUCAGUGUUUGAUUCAUGGUUAAGGAUCGCUUGAGGGGUAGUUCUUGCAUCUGAAGCAGUAGUAUAUUACUAACCAAAUGAAAUCCUUGAUGAUCAUCGGACUUGGCAUGUGCCUGAUGGCGGUUACCGUCACGGCUCAAGCAGGUGGCAGUAACGUUCUGAGUUUUCUACAAACCGAAAUAACUACUCUAACUACCACAAUCAACAGUUUGGUCAGUCAAAUUAACGCCGCUCUUUCCGGUGGAAUCUCGAACGCCAACAGAGCAUUGUCCACAGGAUUAGCUAAUGCCCGUAAUGCCCUCCAAAAUGCUCAGACGAUUCUUACCAGCAUUGUUGGCAAUGGAUUGACUCAAUUCUCUACUGGUUUGAGCACAACGCUGAACACUCAAACCGCUCAGCUAUUGACAGACCUUGGCUACUUGAACGGUAAUCUAACGCAAGUUCUGGUUGCUGGAAAUAGCGCUUCAAUGGAUCUGAUUUACAAUCUGGGCAAUGCUACUGCAAAUCUGAACGCGGCGACAGCUAACGUGGCAUCGCAUGUUAACUCCUUGCUCGGCAAUUUGCUAAAUACAGCUUACAUAAUGUUUCGAUAGUUUCCAUUGUGCUUAAAUUGAAUAAA
This is a messenger RNA of Topomyia yanbarensis, 794 nucleotides long. RefSeq lists its product as uncharacterized. The record is from RefSeq and is a predicted model, not a curated record. NCBI's taxonomy places the organism in Eukaryota, Metazoa, Arthropoda, Insecta, Diptera, Culicidae. The transcript has 3 exons. Bases 253 to 768 code for a protein of 171 amino acids.